This is a messenger RNA of Camelina sativa (false flax), 791 nucleotides long. Its product is annotated as blue copper protein. NCBI's taxonomy places the organism in Eukaryota, Viridiplantae, Streptophyta, Magnoliopsida, Brassicales, Brassicaceae. The record is from RefSeq and is a predicted model, not a curated record. Gene Ontology annotation, molecular function: electron transfer activity. Gene Ontology annotation, cellular component: plasma membrane.
AACUCCAACAUAACAUACAUCCAACUAAACAUGUAUAAGUCCCAAGAAAUUGUCAUAAAAUAGUAUUCUCUUAUUAACAAAGGGUAGAAAACAAUAUGAGCACACUUCUUGGUUGCCUUGCGCUCCUAGGCCUGUUCUUUAAUAUGGUGGCACCUGCCUCAUCCGCCACUCUUACCGUGAAUUGGUCCCUUGGCACUGACUAUACUCCUCUCACCACCGGAAAGAGCUUCGCUGUCGGCGAUACCAUCGUGUUUACCUACGGUGCGGGUCACACUGUGGAUGAAGUGAGCGAGAAUGACUACAAGAGUUGCACUUUAGGGAACUCCAUUACAUCUGACAGCAGUGGAACCACGACCAUAUCUCUCACGACCACUGGUCCUCGCUACUUCAUAUGUGGAAUCCCCGGCCAUUGCGCGGGCGGUAUGAAGCUAGCAAUCACUGUGGCAUCGACCACGUCAAACGGUGUAGGCGGUGGCACCACCACACCAACCCCCACACCAACCUCUUUCACCGGAGGUGGUGGUUACAACCCCACGACUACUCAGGCUAUUCCUUGUGCAGGUUGGGCCGUGUCCUCCCCAUUAGGGGCUUUGGUUGCAACUUGGGCCGUUGUUUUUUAUGCUUUGGCUUUGCCUUAAAUAGUUGAAAGUGAAACUCUGUUGCAUGUGUAUGUAUGUUAGUUAUCUUUCAAACAAACAAAAACCAUACGAAAAUUUGAACCAAGCAAAAUGAACGAUUGACAUGUGUCCGUAUGAGGAGAGUAAUAGAGUAUGAUACGCGUUGUAUGAGGA